CCGAGAAUUUGUUCUUGCCUUGCCGACUCCAUACUCCUCCUCUCUUGCCUUCUUAAUCAAUUAGACCAAUUUCAUCAUUCGCAUCAUUUGGAUCACCCCCACCAUCACCCGUUACCACUCUACCACCAUUUUUAAAACGUUGCCCGAACACGAUUUCUUACUCUAGCCUGCCGUUCCUGACGUACGUACCUGGCUUGCUAGACUACCUUUCCAAAAGGGAUAAAUUGAAUCGAUCGCCAAGGCCCGACUAAACCUUCCUCUUACUCGACAUCAAACCCGCCCACCUCAUUAGUUACCUACUGGUACUACUGAUCCCUACAACAACUCCGUCGAUCGACUGCAACAUCAUCACUGCCGUAGUAGCUGCCCCGUUACAGAAUUCGCUCGGACGUGGAGAUAUAUCAGUCACCCUUGAGCAUUGUCACGGUCGGCGUUUGACUUGUUUUUUUCUCUCCAUCUUCUCCGGAAUACAUAUUGCCUUCUAUUUCUUGUCAAUCCCUCGUUUACACCUACUUCGCGUCCAAUUUUUUCCGUCCCUACGGUAGAUCACAUAUCCAAAUCUAAGAAAAUCAAACGAUCCAUCAUGAAGGGAUUAUCAGCUAUCCUGUGCGUCUCCGUCUUGGCCGUCUUGGCUCCUGCAGCUCCGGUCGCCACGCCCGUCAACCUUCCGAACCAAGCACACGAUAUAUCGGCACAUGCACGACAACAAGCACAACCAACUACCGCCUCACCCAAGACCAAACUCUUCCUACUCUCUUUUCUUUCCCCGUCGCGAGUCUCAACCGAGAAGCACCCCAACGUUUUCGUCGCAGACGAUGGCCGACGCAUCCAGAUGCCGGACAAUCUUGCCGGAGCCAAGUCUUGGGAAACACCUAACGUUCUCCGCUUCUUGAACUCGUUAACGCGCCCCAAGAAGUUACUACCGUUCCCCGAGUCAAGCAUCAUGAGGGAGGAGACUCGCGCGAACAUGGCGGAGACCGAACCGCAAGAAACCAUUGUGGAGUUGGAGACCAAGGCAGAACGCGAGUCAUGGGCCUAUCUUCCCUACAUGUCUCAGGACAAUGUAUUGCAUUUCCGUUGUGUGCGCAAAGCCGCAGAUACAGUGAUGCUCGCCAUUCCACUGGCCCUCUCCGCUAUUCUUCUCAUAACGGUUCUUUGGAGUGUAAUCCGAUUUACUUUCUGUGCUUCCAGUUCUAUUAGAAAAGGAGCCAUAUGCUUACAAGAUGAAGAAAUCGCCAUUUCCACCCAUUCACGAGCUGUAUACCAACCGUAUGUCCUCAGACCUUCUCCGAGCGUGGAUUCGAGCCAAAGCACUGUCAAUGAGAAAAGCCAAGAAAUAUGAGGACCAGGGGUUGAAGCAUUAUUUCUUUUGUUAUGAUACCACGAGAGGGCUUGGCGUUCGGUCUUGGCGUUUAGGAAUAUGCCCUGGAUGACGAUCUGGGGCAUGAAAAUGUGUUUCACUGAGGAAAGAGAAUGGUGUUAUCGUUACGACAUGC
Molecule: messenger RNA, 1496 nt
Organism: Hypoxylon trugodes
Lineage: Eukaryota; Fungi; Ascomycota; Sordariomycetes; Xylariales; Hypoxylaceae
Exons: 2
Coding region: 584-1342 (252 amino acids)
Source: RefSeq, a predicted model, not a curated record